Messenger RNA from Carya illinoinensis, 1641 nucleotides. Its product is annotated as mitogen-activated protein kinase 3-like. The record is from RefSeq and is a predicted model, not a curated record. NCBI's taxonomy places the organism in Eukaryota, Viridiplantae, Streptophyta, Magnoliopsida, Fagales, Juglandaceae. Gene Ontology annotation, molecular function: ATP binding; MAP kinase activity. Gene Ontology annotation, cellular component: cytoplasm; nucleus. The coding region runs from base 189 to 1313 and encodes 374 amino acids. The transcript has 6 exons. Gene Ontology annotation, biological process: intracellular signal transduction; protein phosphorylation.
CUCUCUCUGUCCUUUCCCGUCACCUUCCAGCCAUCAACUCCGAAUUCAGCCCAAACGGAAAAGCACUGUGGAUCUGACCCUCAGGCUGCUCUUCUCCAUUUAAAUCCUUUCUCUGUCUCUCCCUUUAAAUUCGUCCUCAUUGCUUGUUCUUCACACCAUACGGAGAAAGAGAGAGAGAGAGUUUGGAAAUGGCUGACGCCAACCACAGUUCGGCAGCCGCUCAGUUAGGGGAUUUUCCGGCGGUUCCAACCCACGGAGGUCAGUUUUUUCAGCACAACAUCUUCGGGAACCUCUUCGAGAUCACGGCCAAGUACCGCCCUCCCAUCAUACCUAUCGGUCGCGGCGCGUACGGAAUCGUCUGCUCGGUGUUGAAUUCGGACACGAACGAGAUGGUCGCCAUGAAGAAAAUAGCGAACGCGUUCGAUAACCACAUGGACGCCAAGCGUACGCUUAGGGAGAUUAAGCUGCUUCGGCAUUUCGAUCAUGAAAAUGUCGUAGGUAUAAGAGAUGUUGUUCCUCCUCCUUUACGGAGAGAAUUUACAGAUGUCUACGUUGCCACGGAACUCAUGGAUACUGAUCUUCACCAAAUAAUUCGCUCCAAUCAAAGCUUAUCAGAGGAGCACUCUCAGUACUUCUUGUAUCAGAUCCUUCGAGGACUGAAGUUCAUACAUUCUGCAAAUGUUAUUCAUAGAGACUUGAAACCCAGCAACCUCUUAUUGAAUGCAAAUUGUGACCUGAAGAUUUGUGAUUUUGGUCUUGCUCGUCCAGCUGCUGAGAAUGAGUUUAUGACUGAAUAUGUUGUCACGCGAUGGUACAGGGCGCCUGAGCUACUGUUGAACUCUGCAGAUUACACUGCUGCCAUUGAUGUGUGGUCUGUGGGUUGCAUCUUUAUGGAGCUUAUGAAUAGAAGGCCUUUGUUUCCAGGCAGAGAUCAAGCGCAUCAGAUGCGCUUGUUGAUAGAGCUCCUUGGGAAGCCAACUGAGUCCGAUCUUUGGUUUGUUCGGAAUGAGGAUACAAAAAGAUAUAUUCGCCAACAGCCAUCACACCCUCGACAGCCAUUACUCAGUGUUUUCCCACAUGUUAAUCCACUGGCCAUUGAUCUCAUGGAGAAAAUGUUGACAUUUGAUCCGGCUAAAAGAAUCACUGUUGAGGAAGCGUUGGCCCAUCCUUACUUUGAAAGACUGCACGACAUAGCUGAUGAACCGGUCUGUGCAGAGCCAUUUUCCUUCGACUUUGAGCAACAAUUGGAAGAGGAGCAAAUGAAGGAUAUGAUUUACCAGGAGGCCUUAGCAUUCAACCCUGAGUAUGCAUAAAUUAAAAAAAAAAAAAAAAAAAUCUCUUUGGUUUAAUCUCAUAGCCUGCAAGUCAUCGUGAUCAACCAUCGCUACUGUCAGUGUAAAUUAUUCUACUUUGGUGUGUGCUGAUAUUAUACAAAUGACUGCCCAUCGGCUGUACUCGGCCUCCAAAUUUAAUUUUGAGGUCAUUCCACAAGGGUGGGUUUUUCUCCCCUCCUCAACUUUGUAUUUUCCUUAAAUGUGCUUAUAUCUUAAUUACUUCUUUGAUGUGCUUAAUCUCUUUUAUGUAUAGUGGAUUGAAUUCAGUUCAAGUCAGCUUUAAUAAAAGUUGCCUAUUGUUUUGUUC